ACCCUUAUUCUUACAUUGUUUUGCUCUAGAUCAAAUUUUGCUGGAAACUAAUUACCAAGGAUUUCCUGUCGUACAAGAUAAGAAGAAUAUGAUGUUAUUGGGAUAUAUUGGUCGUGUAGAAUUAAAAUAUGUCAUAGACAAAGCAAAGAGAGUCCGAGGAACAUCAAAUAGUGCACAUUGUUUUUUCAAUCCUGAAGAUACUAAAUAUAUUGAUAGCAGUGGUAGUGGUGAAGGAUCGUCAAAUUUCAUCGAUUUUGCACCUUUCAUUGAUCAGACACCUAUCACGGUUCACCCACGAUUACCACUCGAAACA
Dentiscutata heterogama is the source of this 313-nucleotide messenger RNA. The record is from the annotation of a GenBank genome assembly. Lineage: Eukaryota; Fungi; Glomeromycota; Glomeromycetes; Diversisporales; Gigasporaceae.